Molecule: messenger RNA, 1346 nt
Organism: Aspergillus heteromorphus CBS 117.55
Lineage: Eukaryota; Fungi; Ascomycota; Eurotiomycetes; Eurotiales; Aspergillaceae
Product: TauD/TfdA family dioxygenase
Exons: 4
Coding region: 19-1218 (399 amino acids)
Molecular function (GO): oxidoreductase activity
Source: RefSeq, a predicted model, not a curated record
CAGAAUCACAGCUUCACCAUGGCGAGCGUCUUAACUCCCACUCAACCAGACAUCGAGUAUCAUCCCGAUUGGGAUAAGUACCAGGCGCGGACGCUCCGGCGAAAGGAGACUGAAACCCUGCAGGAGUCUGUUCCAGAAGGUUUUCCCACGCAGCUGGAUUCCAAGCUGGUCUGGGAGGGUCGCGAAGUCGAGAGUCGAGAUGACUGGGUGGUUCAGCUCACUGACGCGGAGCUGGAUGAGAUUGAUUCAACACUGAGGAACUUCAAGGCACAAAACCUUCACUGGGGAUUGAUCGAUCAGUCUACCUUCCCCUUGCCAACGCUGCAUCAACGACUUCGGGAGCAAUCGAGAGAGCUGCACCUGGGGCGUGGUUUCUUUGUACUGAGAGGCCUCCGCGUUGACCAAUACUCGCGCGACGAUAACAUCAUCAUCUAUGCCGGUAUAUCCUCCCAUGUAGGUAACAUCCGCGGGCGACAGGAAGACACGAGGUUUGCCAACGGUACUUCGCUGGUCGUUUCGCAUAUCAAAGACAUCACCAGCAGCACACCGACUGGGGCCAUCGGGGCACCUUCGAACACAGCCGACAAACAGGUCUUCCACACUGAUGCCGGUGAUAUUGUCUCUCUCCUGUGCCUCCAUCCCGCAGCAUCGGGGGGUGAGAGCAAGAUUGCCAGUAGCUGGCUGGUAUAUAACAUCCUCGCGCGUGAGCGACCGGAUCUGAUCCACACUCUGUCCCAGGACUGGCCGGUUGAUGGCUUCAACAACCCAGCCGCCCCGUACACAAACCGGCCAUUGUUGUACUACCAGAAGCCCACCGAGUCGACGCCUGAGCGCGUUCUCAUCCAGUAUGCCCGUCGAUACUUCACCGGCUUCAAGGCCCAACCACGGUCUUCCGACAUCCCACCUAUCACCGAAGCCCAGGCGGAGGCGCUUGACGCGUUGCAUUUCCUGGCCGACAAGCAUAGUGCCGCGCUGGACUUCCAAAAGGGAGACGUGCAGUAUAUCAACAAUCUCAGUAUCUUUCACGCCCGUAACGGGUUCCGCGAUGAGCCCGGAAAAGAACGUCAUCUGCUGAGAUUGUGGCUGCGUGACCCGGAGUAUGCGUGGGAGACUCCUGAACCGUUGCGGAAGCGAUGGGACAACGUGUAUAAGGACGUGAAGGUGGAAGAGCAGGUGUUUCCCCUGGAGCCACGGUUGCGGAAGACAGUGGGUGCGUAGGGUACCGUGGGACGUGACGGGAUCGAUGUUGAUGCUGGAUUGGACAAAGUUUGCACUCGGGCCUUGGGGCCCUGACACAAUGAUGUUUUUGAGAAGAAAGAGGAUGAAGGAACAGGAGUGAUGGUGGG